This is a messenger RNA of Cooperia oncophora, 510 nucleotides long. The record is from the annotation of a GenBank genome assembly. NCBI's taxonomy places the organism in Eukaryota, Metazoa, Nematoda, Chromadorea, Rhabditida, Trichostrongylidae.
AUGCAUGGACCUAUGAAAGACUUCCUCGCCGAAAGAUCAAAGCGAAAUCAGAGGGUAAAGACUUUGUUGAAGAAGAAGCGAGUUGGAACGCAAUGGAUACCAGGAUCUGAUGAAAAGGAAACGACGCCCUCUAAAGAGCGAAAAAAGGAUCAUUUGAAAACAGUGGCACCUGUAGAAGAACAACAACCUGUAGAUGAUCGAUGGUCAGCACUGAAUAGAGAUACCCGGAGAGAACUCUACUCCAUGGUUAAAGAGAACAAAGAAGAAGAGCUCACAGCAUUGAUAUCUGAACGUGGUGCAGAGGAGCAAAAAGAGAUUUUCAACUAUCUGAAUACGAAUCGCUUUUCAUCGGACAACGGAACGUUUCUUCAUCUGGCUGCUCGCAGUGGAGCUGAUAGGACACUGCGGAAUCGCUGGCGCAGUUGUUAUUCCAGGAAUUUAGACAUCUUUGUUUUCCUGUUUCUCCUUUUUUGCGUACAAAAAACUGCUUACCAUAAAUCAACGAUUUGA